Molecule: messenger RNA, 1680 nt
Organism: Polypterus senegalus (gray bichir)
Lineage: Eukaryota; Metazoa; Chordata; Cladistia; Polypteriformes; Polypteridae
Product: synaptonemal complex protein 2-like
Exons: 18
Coding region: 1-1680 (559 amino acids)
Source: RefSeq, a predicted model, not a curated record
AUGGUAUAUGAAAACAAUAAUGAAGGGAAAAAACAGAUCAUUAAAGUCUUUCUGCAUCGAACAGGACUGCUAAUUGCAGAGCAAGAUAUACACAUAUCCAUACAGAAGGAGGCCAUACAGAGGCUAAACAUGAUUCUGGAUAAAAUUUCAAAAGAAAACAAAAAGGAUUUGUUUUCAUCUGCAGAGAUUUUGAAUGUUAUGGGAUGCUUAGGGAAACAAAUAACUGUCAUUGGGGAUUAUGACUUACAAGUCUCCAUAACGGAAGCAUUGUGCCGAAUGGCUACAUCUAAGCAGAGGCAGAAAUUAGCAGAUCAGUGUUUCAGCAUGGAGUGUGCUGCCAAAGCAUUCAAAAGGAUUAAAGACUCCACAUUUGAAACAGAUUGUCGAGUAUUUCUUAAUCUGAUAAAUGAUCUGCAAGGAAACGAGAGAAGUGACUUUGACCAUGUCCAUAUAAUUUUGGUCAAAAAUUCACCUUAUUUCUUUACGCUUUUUAAAUCACAUGCCAUAAGCUGCAACUUUGCCUUUGCUCAAGAAAAGGAAAGGAUGAGUCUUCUCAUGCCAGUAGAUGAAAAAUUACAUGAUUUCUGGAUAGAUUUCAAUAUUGGCAGCCAAAGUAUAUCAUUUUACAUAUCUUCACAAGAUAAUGAACAGGAAAGUCUAUGGGAAACUGUGUACAUUCCUGAAGAGGAUGUUGAGAAUUAUACAGUUGAAGAGAUGGAGGGAAAGAAGAAGCUUAGAAUCGUUAUGAAGCAUUAUUUAAGAAUUGGUAGAACAGAAGGCAUACAGAUUUGCAUUGUUUUUAAAGCUGUACUGAAUAUAUUGGAAGCUGCAAUGAAUGUUUUUGGGAGCAAAAAGUACAGAAAAGUUCCUGGAAAGCAUAGGAACUCUGUUGUGAAAACUACAGUGCAGGUUAUUUUUGAAGACCAAGGAUCACAGGUUAUGGUUCCAGAAAGUCAACUUUCACAGACACCAGAUGGUAAAGAAAAGCCACUAAAAGAAAAAAGAAAAUGCAGCCAACCGACUCAAAUAAUACCCCUUGCUACAGAAUCAACACCAAGACUACCCAUAAAACAAACUCGGAGAAACAAGCGAGUAUCUGAAUCAUCUUUGACAAUUUCCGAUAGAAGGCAAAGAUCAGCAAAGAAGUCUGACAAGUGCAUCAUGUCAUUAUCAAUUUCAUCUUUGAAGAAGAAAGGUAAACCCAGAUUAGAACUACAAGACUACUCUGAACACAGUACUAAUUCUAGCAUCUGUAAACCAAAAUCCAAAGGAUUGCAUGUUUCUGUAUCUGCUGACAAGGAAACAGAGAUUGAUGAAAGCAAGAUGAAGGUGAUUACUGAAGAAAAUGAUGCUGAAAUUGUGAGGGAUAAAUGUUUUAGAAUGUCUACUGAUAAACAAUUAGCCGAUUCAGUUGAAGUUGAUUCUCAUCUAUUGGAGAAAAAAGCCAGACAUUUAGUGCCUUGUGAGAUCGAUCAAACAUUUGAACCCAGUGAAUUUGUGACACCAGCACACAGACGUGGACAACAUUUAGUACUAGACCCGUCUUUGGAGAGCCAUUUAUCCAAACAGAAAUCCUGUUCUGUGGAUUCAGUUGAUCAAUUUUCUCCCAAACAGAAGAGAUACAAACAGUCUGCAUUUUCAUCUGUCACAUUCUUUGCUCCAGCUGUUAAAUACCUAUAA